AUGAAUCCACUCCAGUAUAUCUUUCAGAAGCCCAUGUCUAUCGGGAAUUUAACAAAGUGGCAGAUUCUGCUAAGAGAAUUUGACAUUGUUUAUGUUACUCAAAAGGCAGUUAAAGGACAAGCUUUAACUGACCAUCUUGUCGAAAACCCUGCAGAUGAAGAGUACAAGCCUCUAAAAACAUAUUUCCCAAAUGAAGAAGUUCUAUUCAUUGGAGAAGAUAUUUCAAAAGAAUAUCUGGGUUGGAGGAUGUUCUUUGAUGGCCCAGCAAACUUCAAAGGAGUCGGUAUUGGGGCGGUACCAGUUUCAAAAUUAGGCCAACAUUAUCCGAUCUCAGCAAAGCUCAGGUUUCCAUGCAUUAACAAUAUGGCGGAGUACAAGGCUAGCAACCUUGAUCUUACAAUGGCUGCUGAUAUGAACAUACAAGAACUUUUGGUUAUUGGGGAUUCAGAUUUGGUAAUUCAUCAAGUACAAGGUGAAUGGAGUGUCAAGAAUGUGAAGCUACUUCCAUAUCUGGAGUGUGUGAAAGAGUUACGUAAGAAGUUCAUUAAGGUUGAAUUUAAACAUGUCCCUAGAAUUCAAAACGAAUUAGCAAAUACAUUGGCAACCCUAUCCUCUAUGAUUCAACAUCCAGACAAGAACUUCAUAGAUCCUAUCAAGGUGAAUGUACAAGACCAACCGGCCUACUGCUUUUACGUAGAUGAGCAUCUGGAUGGAAAACCUUGGUACUACGCAUCAAAAGAGAACUCCAGAUUUAGGAUUGUUAAGGUGCGUCGACGCUCAGAAGGCAACCAGAUUGCAUUCGUUUUGUGCGGAAAUGUUAUCAGUGUCAGAUUCAUGGUGGAAGCUUCCUUAUACAAGUCUGUAACAAAGAAGGUGGUGACAGAUUUUCUUCGCAAUAACAUUAUUUGUCGAUUUGGAGUUCCAGAAUCAAUUAUAACAGAAAAUGGAGCUAAUCUCAACAACGGCUUGAUGCAUGAGAUAUGUGAGAAGUUUAAGAUUACUCAUCAUAAUUCCACCCCUUAUCAUCCUCAGAUGAAUAGAGUAGUUGAGGCCGCCAACAAGAAUAUUAAACAGAUAUUGCAGAAAAUGAUUGAUAAUUACAAACACUGGCAUGAAAAUUUAUCAUUUGCCCUUCUGGAAUAUCGCACCACUAUUAGGACUUAUACUGGAGAAACACCUUAUCUACUAGUUUAUGGAACAGAAGUAGUGUUACCCACAGAAGUAGAGAUAUCGUCUUUGAGAAUCAUUCAGGAAGCUAAGUUGAAUCAUGCCCAAUGGAUUCAAAAUCAGUAUGAACAAUUGAUGUUAAUUGAUGAAAAGAGAAUGAACGCAGUCUUUCAUGGGCAGCUUUAUCAAAAUAGGGUAGCCAAAGAUUUCAACAAGAAGAAUGAAGCUAAGGGAAAAUUUGCACCCAACUGGCAAGGGCCUUACAUCGUUCACAAAGUGCUGACAGGCGUAGCACUAAUCCUAGAGGAACUGGAUGGUGAAGUGUGGCCGAAAGCCAUCAACGCAGAUGCUGUUAAGAGAUACUAUAUUUAG
Messenger RNA from Capsicum annuum, 1539 nucleotides. RefSeq lists its product as uncharacterized. The record is from RefSeq and is a predicted model, not a curated record. The transcript has 5 exons. Lineage: Eukaryota; Viridiplantae; Streptophyta; Magnoliopsida; Solanales; Solanaceae. Gene Ontology annotation, molecular function: RNA-DNA hybrid ribonuclease activity; nucleic acid binding. Gene Ontology annotation, biological process: DNA integration. The coding region runs from base 1 to 1539 and encodes 512 amino acids.